This is a messenger RNA of Anas platyrhynchos (mallard), 4836 nucleotides long. It is a transcript of the gene HTR1F, whose product is annotated as 5-hydroxytryptamine receptor 1F. Gene Ontology annotation, biological process: adenylate cyclase-activating adrenergic receptor signaling pathway; positive regulation of MAPK cascade. Gene Ontology annotation, molecular function: G protein-coupled serotonin receptor activity. NCBI's taxonomy places the organism in Eukaryota, Metazoa, Chordata, Aves, Anseriformes, Anatidae. Gene Ontology annotation, cellular component: plasma membrane. The record is from RefSeq and is a predicted model, not a curated record.
CGCGGAGCCGCCUCCCGCAGCGCUCUGCGGCCGGGCAGCGGGAGAGGAGCUGUCGGGGCGGCGCCCAAGCAUAGCUGGUAGAGUUUGCCCGGCCGCCGGCUGCCUCCUCCCCUUCCCUCCCCUCCCCUCUUCGUGGUUUUGAAUUUUUUUUUUUUUCUUCGCCUUUUUGGCGAAGGGGGAACUGGGGCUGCUGCUUCGCGCUCCGCGGCGCCGGAGUGGAUGCGCAUGGACCGGUCCUCUGGAAACGGCUCCCGGCGUUUCCCCCCCCCAAAAAAAAUCCCAGCCCCACCAACCUACCCAGUUGGAUAAUUGAAACGGUAUUUGGCAAUAUCCAGUAUUGCUAAGGGUAAUGCAAUUCCUACUUCCACUCCCCUCCCCGGGCCUCCUGGCAUAGAGGCUGUCUUACCAAGGUUAAUGCAAACGUUGGAAAUGAAACCCUGCUGCAGAGGAGCACACCGACCUGUCACAUUCACUCCGCUUUCACCUAACACCUCUGAGGCCAGUUUUUCCUCCAAGUUAUCCUGGCUGGAAAAUGUGGAGCAACUGGUAAUGCUGGUGGAGUAGCAAAGCGAGGACCACAGCCUUCUGGAGAGAGACGUGGCAAAGGGAUCACAGCCAGCAUGCUGCAGCUCUUGUGGCCUCAAUAGGAAACAUGAAGGUAGCUUCUACUGGUAAAGAUCACCUUUAAAAGGGAACAUGGAUUUAAUAAACUCAACAGAACAAAACAGUACGUCAGCAGAACUAUUCAAAUGGGUGACAUCCAAGAUUCUCAUUUCCAUUACCUUGUCUGUACUUGCACUAAUGACAACAGCCAUCAAUUCUCUUGUGAUGACUGCAAUAAUUGUGACAAGAAAGCUCCACCACCCCGCCAACUAUUUAAUCUGCUCUCUUGCAGUGACUGAUUUCCUUGUGGCAGUCCUAGUGAUGCCCUUCAGCAUUGUCUACAUUGUAAAGGAGACAUGGAUCAUGGGGCAAGUGGUGUGUGACAUUUGGCUGAGCGUGGACAUUACAUGUUGCACAUGUUCCAUCUUGCAUCUCUCUGCCAUUGCUUUGGAUCGGUACAGAGCAAUCACAGAUGCUGUGGAAUAUGCACGGAAAAGGACACCAAAGCAUGCAGGUAUCAUGAUUGCAGUGGUAUGGAUAAUAUCCAUUUUUAUCUCCAUGCCGCCUUUGUUUUGGCGGCACCAAACAACCAGCAAGGAUGAUGAAUGCAUCAUCAAACAUGACCACAUUGUUUUCACCAUUUACUCUACGUUUGGCGCCUUCUAUAUCCCAUUGGCCUUGAUUCUGAUCCUUUAUUACAAGAUAUACAAGGCAGCAAAGACAUUUCACAGAAGAAGCGUCAGCCGGAUCGUCAGGGAGGAGGUAAAUGGACAAGUCCUUUUGGACGCAGGUGAAAGAAGCACCAAAUUGGCUUCAAUGCCCAGCACAACAGAAAAGACAUCAGAUCCACUGGUGGACUGUGAUAAAAUCAAUAUCACCGUACGAAGCCCCAGGUCUGAAUCUAAGCACGAGAAGUCCUGGAAAAAACAGAGAAUCUCUAGCACAAGAGAGCGAAAGGCAGCAACUACUCUGGGUCUGAUCCUGGGGGCGUUUGUGAUCUGCUGGCUUCCUUUUUUUGUAAAAGAAGUAGUUGUUAAUACCUGUGAAAGAUGUCACAUCUCAGAAGACAUGUCUAAUUUCCUAGCAUGGCUGGGAUAUAUCAAUUCCCUUAUUAAUCCUCUAAUCUACACAAUCUUUAAUGAAGAUUUCAAGAAAGCAUUCCAGAAGCUUGUGCGGUGUAGGCAAUAUUUCUAAGAGCUUUUGUUCAUAUAAGGAGAACAUAUUCAUUGUUUUUUUUUAACAUGUAUAAAUUUAUAUAACUGAGUUCACAUUUGUUGUAUUUAAGGAAAAACACCAAGACUCUGCAUUUACAUAAUGACUCUUUUGUAUUAGUAGUACUGGGAGCAUAAAUUUCCCAAGUUUUAAAGAGAUGGAUCUUCUGGGAUCAGUUUUGCUCUGGAAAAGGAGGUAGCAUUUACUCAUUGUGACCCUGACCCACCUGGGAUUUGCAGAGCCACCUAGUUUGAAGCAUUCAGGUAUUAUCUUAAAUAUAAAGGAAAUACAUGCUUGAAGUAGACAAAACAAAGAAACAAAAUUAGAAAGAAAGAAAAGAAAAAAAAAAAGUAACGACUAACCAAUGAAGUUUUAAGUGAAACACCACACGGGUUUUGGUCUCCAUUGUCAAAAUACAGCUUGGAAUUAAAGACUUAACAUUAUUAAUUUGUCACAGGCCUGCAGCAUAGAGCCAAGCCAUUCCCAGCAAAGGGUGGUAGCUUUAAACAUACCUAGCAUCAUCCUCUGUUAACUAGUUGAGUGCAGCUGCAGCUCUGCCCUUCCCUAGAUGAAGGACUUUUCUGGGUUAUGCCCCAGCAGUAGUCAAGGCACUUUCAUGGGUUAGCAGUUCAUAGCAAGCCAGUGUUACAUGCCCUCUGCCGCUGCACACACAAGACAGAUGUGGGCACAGCCUCAGGGGAAUGGCUAGUAGUCAGGGCACCUCACAUGAUUUGCACGCAUACAAUGCCUGGUGCUCAGAGACACCAUUUGAAUAGGGACUAUGGAGAGUUUACCUCAUAAAGUGCAGCUGGUCCUCCUUAUGGGGAUGUUGGAAAGAAGAAAAACAUGAAAUACUCUCUGUUCCCUCAGCCCUACCUCAUAUACCUGGCUGGCACAGCCCCCACGGCUUUCUGAGCACCAAACCCAGCCAGAGAGCUUGUGCCAGGGCCACUGGAGCAUUGCUGAAGGUGGGUGGCUCAGUGAGCUUGGGCUGAAGGCCACCUACUGAAGCUCCAGCUCAGCAUAUGCUGGAAGCCAGUUAGGCCCGAAGCCUAACAUCCCCUGAGUUUUUCUCAACUGCCUCAAGCGCUAGAGCUGUGAGCCCUCUUCCUAGCUGAGUGAGAAAGAAGAGACCAACUGCAGUGCAAGCACCGUGGGUCCCAAGAAAAGGUCCUUCAGCAGCUUCUCCAAAAAGGGCAGGGGGAGUGAUCUCAGUCAGCAGCACACACCUGGGGAGGGGAAGCUGCAGAAUGCUCAGGGGCUGGCGCCUCCAAACCCCCAGUUUCCCCAGAGUAUCUAGUCCCAGUCCCAGCAAAGCCAAAGGGACCUGUAUGCACUCCAGCCAUCCCCAGCCAACUGCUCUGGCCAAAGAUAGCCACAAUGAACAAGGCCUUUAGUGGGCUGCCUGCAAAGGCCUCAAAGACGCACCUUGGCCGACCUUGAUUUACACACCAAGACACAGCACUAAAAAGUGCAACAGCCGUUGCCUCAAAACUAUCAGUGCAAGUUUGUCAGCAGCUAAGGGUACUAACAAGACAGUGGGCUUUUACCCCCACAGUGCAGAUGAGUAGCUAAGAGCCACCACAGAGCCCAGGGAUGGGUUUUGCACUUUUCAGGUCAGACAGAUUUAGACUGCAUCAUCAAGACUCUGGCUUUGCAUUUGCUGCCAGCCAUUCAAUACUGGCCAGCAGGAACAGGGACUGGAGGCUCCUUACAGGAACUACAAAUCCUGCUGUCAGCUGCAGCAGUCCUUCAGAGAUGCUCUGACUUGGCACAUGGGCUGGCAGCUUUGGGAUGUCACAAAGAAGCUGAGACAUGAGACCACUACACAGAGCCUUAGUUUGGGAAAGGUGUCACCAGUCUUUGCAGCUUUUCUUCCAAGAGACUUUUAGCAUUUUGUAUUAGACAAGAAAAUCCAGAAAAAUGCUGUCACUGUUGUUUCUCUCUCCUGCUUCCCCCCCCCCCUUAUAUUCCAAACUGUGGAGCUUAAUGAUUUUUGUAUUUUGCCCACUAGCUACAAGCUCCCACAAUAGCUGUCAGAGGUGUUUCAUGCAAGAUGACAAGGUUUGAGACCUAGGAUAUUGAACUAAUUUGUUUCUGUCACUUGAAACUUACUAUAUUCUGCUUUCACAUCAAGAUCCAAAUGAGAUACUACUCAGAAGUACUAGUAACAAUGCAUUUCUUUUACCGCUGAUUUUAACCCCUGCAGGAGCCUAGUGGAAAGCUUACUUGUCACACCACAUAGCUCUAGCGCAGCAGUAGCACAGCUAAAUUUUGAAGGCACUAGGAUGCAGCAGCAUGUAAUUUGGCUUGCGCUCAGCAUAAGCAAAUGCACUUGAUACCACUGCAGUCAGACUACAGCUGCGGCAGCCCCCGUGACCUCAGCACUGGCUAUAUUAUGCUAAAAGAAAAUAACCAUUUUGAAGAUCAGCUGUGCUCUGCUGUCUCCAGAAAGAUCCUCAGAAUUGUUUCCUCAAAGGAUUACCAGAUUAGCAGAAGGCUGCAAGGAAACCACACUGAAACGUUUAAGGUUUAAGACCUUUGCUUCCCUUGUUUCCUGAGUACCGUGUCAUAACAUGGGACGUCUAGAGCCACAGCUUCCACUCCACCUGCUUUUCCCUUUAUAUCUGCUGGAGGGCAGCGUAUAUCGCUUUUCCUCUUACAUGUAAAAAGUUUGACAAUACCUUGUGAAAGCAAAGUGGAAGAAAAACUAGGGGUUGCUUCUGAGGAGAAAAGAUGCUUAAGAUACUCAUAUUUAAAUAACAAUAGUAAGGCUCAAAGAAUGGAGUAGCAUGUAGAUAAACAGAAAAUAGCUGUCAUUUAUGCACUGUCAACAGUAUUAUACUCUGAAUCUACUUAAGCUGCUAAACAUUUCUCAAAAUGCAAAGGUGGUUUCUUUUGUAUCCUUUUCACUGAGCUGUAUCUGCUCACCCUUCAACACCCAGUGGUGGAAGAUGCAACUACAAGAAAUCUAAGCAAACAAGCGGAUAGUUAUCUUAUUAAAAGCACUUACGGAUUGUG